UACCCUUCCAUGUUUUAUCGAUCACAUAAUUUAAAAUAUGAUUUCUAGCGUUUAUAUUGCAUGUACUAUAUGCUUGGAGAAAAAAGAAAAUCCAAUCUCCUUAUUAUGUGGUCACACUUUUCACCUUGAAUGCAUUCAAAAAGUCGUGAAUAAUUCAUGUCCUAACUGUCGGCAAAAUUUCCAAAAUGAUCACAUAAUAAAUCUUCAUAUAAGCACUAUUUUGGACUCUCAACAAGAUCAAUUAAUCAAAAUAUCGGCUGAAAACGAAAAAUUAAAAGAAGAAAAUAAAUUAAUGCUAAUUAAGGAGAAAGAAGCCUAUAUUAAAGUAAAAACGUUAAGUCAAAGAAAUAUGUUGGCAAAUCAAGCUAUGCUAUAUUUGAAAGAACAAAUAAAAGGGUUUACCGAAACCAAAAAACAAAUCGCCUCACUGGAACAAGAAAAUUUAAACUUAAAAAGGCACAAUAAAUAUUGGGAAAAAUCCUUUGAAAUUAUGAAAAUAUCGCCAACAAAACUAAAAAAGGAAUUUGAUAAUCAUUUUAAUACUAUCCCUAUUGAAAUGGACUUAAUCUCAAACUAUCAUGUUGCUAACAUUGCCCUUAUUGAAAAAAUUAUUAGAUUGAAUAGAAAUCAAGAUGAAAAGGUUGACAUUUUAAAUAAUAAGAUAAAAAAGUUGAAAAGGCUAGUAAAUAUUCAGAAAACACCAUGCUCAUCCGAUAUUAAUCAACAAAUGGCUCGAAAUAAUCAAUCCCCUAAAUUUAUACUUUCAAAAAUUAAAUCAACAGAAAAUUAUCAACCAGAUUUAAAAAAUAAACUUCAACAAUUCGCCAAACCUAAUCAUGAAAAUAUGUGUUCUGUCAUAUAUAAUGAUAAUAUUGAUUUAGUAAAUGAAAGACAAAAUAUGAAUAAAGAAAAUAUACCUUUUCUUAUGAUUUCAAAUUCAAGAAAGACGGUUAAAAUGGAUAAAAAAUAUUUUUAUAGAUCGAACAGUUUUAAUUCUACAUUUGGAUUUCCACAAAAGUUAUAA
Molecule: messenger RNA, 1024 nt
Organism: Gordionus sp. m RMFG-2023
Lineage: Eukaryota; Metazoa; Nematomorpha; Gordioida; Chordodea; Parachordodidae
Product: E3 ubiquitin-protein ligase TRIM21-like
Exons: 9
Coding region: 38-1024 (328 amino acids)
Biological process (GO): regulation of gene expression; innate immune response; protein ubiquitination
Cellular component (GO): cytoplasm
Molecular function (GO): ubiquitin protein ligase activity
Source: RefSeq, a predicted model, not a curated record